CCCAAUUAUCAAAAUCAUGCACCAUAACCGAUAUUUGCAGUCCCAUCCAGCCGUCGGGACUCCGAUCAACCUCCUCCCCCGUCUAAUUAUUUCUGGACCCUUCCUCCAUCCUCCCGUGAUGUCGCACCCAUUUCCUCUCCGAAGCAUACCCGCCGAUGGAACCUCCCCUGCAUUUCCAACAAACCCUAAUCUCACAUCCAGCAACAAUAACCUCAAGGCGAUGCGGCAGCAAUGGGAGGAAGCUGCUCGAGUAUGGCUUUCCUCUCUUCCAGACCGCCGCGACCCUUCGGCUAGCGAGAUGGACGUCUGGAUCGAUUCCAACUACUCCUCCAUACCAAAUGAUAUUCGAUCUCUCCCUCGCAGUGAUCUUUACCAGCGGAUCCUCUCUCUCAGCUUCGCCCUCCCGGUUCAUUCUCAGGCGGCGCGGAUGGGCCGAGCGGAGUUCCCUUAUAGGUUCCAGAGGACGGACCAGUGGCGGCCGGUGUACUCGUGGCUGGAGUCGAUGGACAAAGAUAUGAUUGUUAAUUCGAAGGAGAUUACGGAAUGGUUGUCUUUGAACACAGAGUUUAGGGAUAAGUUGCUUGCCAGGCAUUCUAAGUAUCAUUUGAUGCACUACAUACAGAAACUUCACCUCAAGUUGUUGAAGAAGAAGGGGAAGUUGCCAAAGGGCAUGCUGCUAUCUGCUGCAAGGGCUUCAGUAAAGUCAGCAAAUGGUGGUGUUAAAUUUCGAGAUGAUAAUUCCUUAUGCAAAGCUUCAGCUGACACACUGAAAGACGACGGCGUGUUUCAAUCAAGGAGAAAUGAUGCUUUUCUGCGGUAUGAACUUUUAACUGAUUUGCAGGAACAGCUGACGAGCAUCCUUAAGAAGCACAACGAAAACAGCAGUUCUAUUAAGGAUUAUAAGCCAUCUUUUAAUAACCAAAAGCAAGAUUAUACCUCUAAUCAAAGGAAUGAAGGCGAUAUUAUUGUUUCAAAAGCUGCAUCUAGUUCUCUAGAUGUGGCAAUAAACUCAGUCUCAGAACCAACAGUGGACGCGCAUGUAUUGAUGCCAACAAACUGUAUAACUAAAACAAUAGAAGGCAUGGAUAUAGAUGGGACGAGAAUUUCCAACUCAAAACCAGCAGCGGAUAUGAAUAUCGGACAGAAACGGAGAAGGGAUCCUAUCAUAGCAACUCCUGCUUGGUCAUGUUCUGAAGCAUCGUCUGUUGUGAAUCAAAUAAAUACCUCAUCUUGUUCACAUUCCGAAGAAGCUAGAAAAGAUUCCGCAUCUUUUAGGAGAUCAUCCUGCAAUAAAAAUAUUGCAAUGUGUUUUGUGGGAAGAGAGAUCGGUAUUAAUUGGCCUUUGUGCCGUUCACCUGGUGGAUAUGCUGAGAGGAAUCAGAGAAGGUGGAUCCCUUUAUUUGAAGGUUGGCAAUCGCUUGAAUGUCAAUUUGAAGGCCCGGCCGUGUUAUUGAAACGUAAAAUUUAUUCUUCAUGGGCUCCUACUUGGUGUGCCUACACAUCAAGCGUUGCUAUUGCGCAGCCUCAUGGGAGGCAAGGCGUACAAAAGGUUCUUGAUGUCAGAUUUCACCCAGAAGGGCUGCCUCAACUUAUUUGUAGCUCUAACGAGGGGCCAAAUGAGUUGCUUUUGUACAAUCUUCUCUCUGGGAGAGCAAUCCAACUUACUGGUCACGGUUGUCAGAUCCAAGCUGUUGAAUUCGCAGUGAGGGGUGCCAGCAUAGUUUCAUGUGGGUCAAAUCUGAUGAAGGUUUGGGACUGUACGACUGGUUCUUGUCUCUUCACAUUGGGCUCUCCUGUAAAUGACCAAGCAGUAGUUGGGCACACUCAAAAAAUCAAUACUAUGACAGUUAACAAGUGGCAAUCAUGUCUUGUGGUCACCGGUGGCGGGAUGGGGGAUGGCAAACUUCUACUAUGGAAUGCUUUGAGAGGAGAACUUGUUGCUGAUUUGAAUGCUAACUUAAGGGUUAAAAAUCAUGAUCUUUCUUCUAUAAAUACAACGGAAUUUUGUAACGAAACUCUUCUAGCUUGUGGAAGCGAUUUCGAUUGCGGUGGUUCAUCAGCUGUGCAAUUAUGGGAUAUUGAAUCUCCACAAUCCCUUCAGUGCUUCACCGCGAAUGAUUCUUUUAUUACUUCUCUCAAAGUAAAUCCACAAGGCAGCACCAUAAUCACAGGUGCUGUUAAUGGAACUGUUGGUUUAUUGGACAUCCGGACUUGUAAUGCAAUUAAUUAUCUUUCAGUUGGAUCGAGUUACGAGGUUACAUCCGUUUCAUUUAGCAGCUGUGGAAAAUACUUUAGUGCCUCAAGCACAUCAAAUAAUACACUUGUAUGGGAUACACGGCUCGUGCCAACAAGUGUACGAGACACUUUUUCGGGGAACGGUUUUUCAGCUAGGGAUCUGCGAUUGAUCCGACCACUACAUUGUUUGAGCCAUGGGAAGCAAAUGCCUACGGCUGAGCAUACCGGUCAACUUCCAGGCCAUGUCGAUGAGGGCUAUCAGGGCGUAAAUGAUGCUCGAUGGCUUCAAAGGGAGUCGGUUUUGAUCACUGCCAGUGGGGAUGGAAGCGUUGCAAUGUGGGAUGUUAAUCUUGGUAAACCAUGCGUCAGACAUUUGGCCAGCCAUUCUAGAUGUGUUAAUACUAUUGCCGUUGCACCUAAUGAUGAUUAUAUCUGCAGUGGGGGAGAUGAUCAAAAAGUUGUUUUGUAUCACAAUAAUAGAGGAAGAACUCGCCAGAAGUGGCGUCUGACUCAUCCUCUGUCCAGAAAAGCUCAGCAAGAUAAGUAAUAUGUCUCUGUUUCUCCGCACAACUGUUGCCCCCGAAAAAAGGUCUAAAUUUGUAAAGCUGUAAAUUUUGCUUUUGCCUGCGCAAAUAACUAAGUUAUAUAAUCAAUGAGAAGGUUCAUUUACUUGUUA
Phalaenopsis equestris is the source of this 2911-nucleotide messenger RNA. RefSeq lists its product as uncharacterized. The record is from RefSeq and is a predicted model, not a curated record. Lineage: Eukaryota; Viridiplantae; Streptophyta; Magnoliopsida; Asparagales; Orchidaceae. Gene Ontology annotation, molecular function: protein binding. Bases 17 to 2782 code for a protein of 921 amino acids. The transcript has 20 exons.